This is a messenger RNA of Chondrus crispus (carragheen), 2277 nucleotides long. RefSeq lists its product as hypothetical. The transcript has 5 exons. Gene Ontology annotation, biological process: DNA integration. Gene Ontology annotation, molecular function: nucleic acid binding. NCBI's taxonomy places the organism in Eukaryota, Rhodophyta, Florideophyceae, Gigartinales, Gigartinaceae. The record is from RefSeq and is a predicted model, not a curated record. The coding region runs from base 1 to 2277 and encodes 758 amino acids.
AUGCCCUUCGGGCUAACUAACGCGCCAGCGACGUUUCAGAGAGCAAUGGAUAUCCUGCUCUCUCCCAAGUCGUGGGAGGAGCACAUCGUGCACGUGGAUGAAAUACUUUCUGUAUUGGAGAAGGCAGGUGUGAAGCUCAAGCUUCGCAAGUGUGAAUUUUUCGUCGAAAAGAUCAAGUACCUGGGCCAUGUCGUUCGGCCAGGUACAUUGGAAGUGGACGCUGCGCGAACCGUCGCAUUGGAACAAGUGCCGUACCCUCAAACGCAGACCCAGCUCAGGAGCUUCUUGGAACUUUGUGGUGUCUACCGCAGAUUCGUUCCGCAUUAUGCGAAAAUCGCGCAUCCGCUCAAUCAACUGUUGAAGAAGGGACAACCGGUCCACGACUACCAAAUAAGCGCUGCACUAUUUCAAACACACUCGGAUGCGCAACGCAAACCCAUCGGGUUCUUUUCGAGAACGUUAACCGCAGCCGAGAGAAACUAUUCUGUAUCAGAAAAAGAAUGCCUAGCCGUAAUUUGGGCCGUACAGACUUUAAGACCAUAUCUAUAUGGCGAGCACUUCAUUGUGCAUACCGGCCAUGCCUCAUUGAGGUGGUUGAUGAACGUAACUGACCCCAGCGGGAGAUUAAUCCGAUGGAGGCUCCGCCUCUCGGAAUUCGAUUUCGAAAUCAAGUACAAGAAGGGCAAGGCGAACAGUCAAGCUGAUGCCCUGUCAAGAUUACGGACCGCAGGAGAAACCGUCGAAGAAAUCGACGACGAAAUCCCAUGCUUUAUGGCCGAACCGGCUGAGGCUGUCACUCCGGAGGAGCUCAUUCGCGAGCAAGCCGUCGACCCCUUCUGCAAUCGCAUCAAGGAAGAAAUGGACGCCGGAAAGGUGAGAACAUUCAGCAUGAAGACCGAGGAACUCGAAGGAACUCUAUGCCGUACCGCGGCAGAGUUUGUACAAGUGGUAAUACCACAAUCGUUAAGGGACCGCGUCCUAGGGUUGAGCCACUACGCAAAAUUGGCAGGCCACCCGGGAGGCAGGAAACUUUACAAGACUUUGAGAAGAUAUUUUUAUUGGCCUACGAUGGCCUCAGACUGCUAUGCAGUCGCGAAGAAUUGCGCCGCAUGUGCGCGGGAGAGGCUAAUUACAACUAAACGAGGAAAUCAGUACAUUCUCGUGAUCAGCGAUCGAUACUCGAAACUGGUACGAACCGUACCGUUGAAGAAGAUAUCAGCUGCGCACAUCGCACAAGCCUUCGUUCACUAUUGGGUAUUCGUGUACGGACCGCCGGUCAAGCUGCUGUCCGACAUUGGAACACAGUUCACGACCCGGUUCUUUCAGAAUGUCUGCCGAAUUCUCGGCAUACGCAAUGUGUUCACGACCACGUACCACCCGCAAGCCAGCGGCCAAGUUGAGAGGUUUAACCACACGCUGACUUCUGCGUUGCAAAAAUACGUUGGAGAGCAUCCCAAGGACUGGGACCUAUUUAGCGACGCUGUGACGUUGGCAUACAACACGCAAGUUCAUCGAACUACGAAUAUGGCGCCCUUCGAGCUGGUGUUAGCUCGGGCGCCGAGAAGCAUUGCGUUACAAGCACAGCCAAGUUUAGAAGGAUUUAGCUCGAAUCGAGCGUACUACCUGAAAUGGCAGUCGUGGUUGGAAAGCCUGAUGAAAGGCGCUGAUAGGAGUUUGCGAAAGGAACAAGCCCGGUACAAGCGAAAUUUCGACGCACGCCUUUGCAAGCCGCAAUAUGAGAUCCCGCCGUGGUCCUACGUGUUCCUUCGGAAGGAGCAGGGCACGGCUAGCGAACCGAAACACAAGCUGGCACAAGUCGCCACAGGACCUUAUCAUGUCCAAAGAUCGGAUCAACAUAUGGUAGUCAUUGCCAUUGGCGAUCAGGAGGAAAGCGUAUUGCGAGACAGGGUGGAGUUAGCCCCAAGCCCGAUGGACUAUGCGCCGAUAACUGGCCUACGGCAAGCGCUACAGUUCCUGGGAGAGCCGAAGCUAAACGAAGAAGGAGAGGUAAUGGAGGACGAGGAACGUCCUCACACCCGUGCGACUACAACGGGGGACCACGAUAAUUUAGUUGGUCGAACGCCGACAACGGAGACACCUCCAGACCUACGCGAGUUCGGAAAGUCCAGAGAAGAGGAUGAGUUGGAAGAUCUUCGGAAGGGGGAAGGACAGUUGGACACGCAGGAAGAAGAAACCGAGAGUCAGGAGUAUGUGAUCGACAAGAUCGUGGACCACAGCUACGACGAGGAGAAAUUAAUUCUCAAAGUGAGGUGGUAG